Messenger RNA from Racocetra persica, 127 nucleotides. The record is from the annotation of a GenBank genome assembly. Lineage: Eukaryota; Fungi; Glomeromycota; Glomeromycetes; Diversisporales; Gigasporaceae.
UUUUGAUAGUAAAGCAAUAGUUGUUGCUAGUCAUAAUGAAGUUAUAGUUGUUGCUAAUUAUAAUGAUAAAGUUGUGGUUGUUGUUGAUCAUAAUAGUAAAACUGUGAUUAUUGCUGGUUAUGAUAGU